AUGCCUCCCAAGAAGGGCAAGGAGCCCGCCCCCAAAAAGGCGACCAAGUCGGUCGAGGACCGGACUUUUGGUAUGAAGAAUAAAAAGGGUGGUGCUGCCAAGAAGGAAAUUGCCCGUAUGUCGGCGAACCUCAAGAACAGUGGUAGCGCUGAGGAGAAGCGUAAGCAGGCUGAGAAGGAAGCCCGAGAGCGCGAGAAGAAGGCCGCCGAGGAGGCCCGUAGGGAGACAGAGGCAUUGUUGAACAAGCCCGCUCAGGUUCAGAAGGUGCCUUUCGGCGUGGACCCCAAGACAGUUGUAUGCAUCUUUUACAAGAAAGGCAACUGUGAGAAGGGAAGGAAGUGCAAGUUUGCACACGAUCUUGCCAUCGAGCGCAAGACGGAGAAGAAGAACCUGUACAGCGACACCCGGAAAGAAGAGGAGGAAACUAAGAAGGCCGAGACUUCUGCAGACUGGGAUGAAGAGAAGCUUCGAAAGGUUGUUCUGUCCAAGAAGGGUAACCAACGGACAACCACCGACAAGGUGUGCAAGUACUUUAUCGAGGCCAUUGAGGAUGGCAAAUACGGCUGGUUCUGGAUUUGUCCCAAUGGCGGCGACAAGUGCAUGUACAAGCAUGCUCUCCCCCCUGGAUUCGUUCUGAAGACCAAGGAACAGAGAGCGGCCGAAAAGGCACUCCUGGACAAGUCGCCACUCAAGACCCUGACGCUGGAAGACUUCCUGGAGUCGGAGCGACACAAGUUGACUGGCGAUUUGACGCCGGUGACGCCCGAGACUUUUGCCAAAUGGAAGAAGGAGCGUCUGGACAAGAAGGCCGCCGAGGAACAGUUGCGCAAGGCUAAGGAAAACACUGGACGUGCCCUCUUCGAGAGUGGCAAGUGGAGAGACGAGGACGAUUCAGAGGCCACAGACGACGACGACGACGACGUGUGGAACCUGGAGAAGCUCAGGAAGGAGACAGAAGCUAUCCGAUCAGAGAAGGAAGACGCUCGUCUGGCUGCACUACACGGCACAUCGAACUUUGGCACUCCAGGCGCCGAUACACCAGCAGAAGACACACCAGCCGAGACUCCAGCUGAGGAGGCCUCAGCAGAGGAGACCCCGGCCGAGGAAAAGUCUGGAUCUUGA
Messenger RNA from Fusarium keratoplasticum, 1122 nucleotides. RefSeq lists its product as uncharacterized. Gene Ontology annotation, molecular function: mRNA binding; metal ion binding. Gene Ontology annotation, cellular component: cytosol. Gene Ontology annotation, biological process: cytoplasmic translation. The record is from RefSeq and is a predicted model, not a curated record. Bases 1 to 1122 code for a protein of 373 amino acids. The transcript has 2 exons. NCBI's taxonomy places the organism in Eukaryota, Fungi, Ascomycota, Sordariomycetes, Hypocreales, Nectriaceae.